Trichogramma pretiosum is the source of this 455-nucleotide messenger RNA. RefSeq names its product poly(A) polymerase-like. The record is from RefSeq and is a predicted model, not a curated record. Lineage: Eukaryota; Metazoa; Arthropoda; Insecta; Hymenoptera; Trichogrammatidae. The transcript is spliced from 3 exons. The coding region runs from base 66 to 455 and encodes 129 amino acids.
CCGUUGUGCAGUAGGAUUUUGGAUUUUCCCCGGUGUAUUAUCUCAUAAGUAUUAUACUCGCAGGCAUGGGCAUCAUCAUGAAGGGCUCGUCCUCGCUGCUCCUCCUACUUUUAUUGACUGUGCUUCUGGCUACUAGCGGCGGCGCGUGGGUUAUAGCCUCUGAUACUCAUGCCAUAUCCAAGCGGACCAAUAUCAACGAAACGACCAACACGACGACGAGUACUACUACUACUACUACGACAUUGAAGCCAAGGGAUUCGAGACAGUCGAAAAGUCAAUCAAGAGUUAAUGCAACAAGGCCCAAGUUCAUCUCGUCAUCGGACAAAAAGUCCAGCAACGAUGCGACGACGACGACGACUACUACAACUGAGAGUCCACUUUUACGGGCAACUUUUGGGUCAAGUAGCCUCGCGAAUGCUGACCAAACAAACGGGACCGUCGUCGAGGAGAGAUAA